This is a messenger RNA of Patiria miniata (bat star), 2190 nucleotides long. Its product is annotated as glycine receptor subunit beta-like. Bases 165 to 1466 code for a protein of 433 amino acids. The record is from RefSeq and is a predicted model, not a curated record. Gene Ontology annotation, biological process: nervous system process; signal transduction; regulation of membrane potential. Lineage: Eukaryota; Metazoa; Echinodermata; Asteroidea; Valvatida; Asterinidae. The transcript is spliced from 9 exons. Gene Ontology annotation, molecular function: extracellular ligand-gated monoatomic ion channel activity; neurotransmitter receptor activity; transmembrane signaling receptor activity. Gene Ontology annotation, cellular component: membrane; synapse; neuron projection.
CCUCCGUCCGGGGUUGUCACAACAACGGUAGUCCACCCUGGCCGGCCGGCCCGCGAUGUCAUCGUUGUACCUGCCUGCUCAAACUCACAGAUCGUCAUCAUCAACGUUAGACCCGAAGUUGUCAUUGAAAGGUGCUGGUAGUUAAGUAGCAGUAUCAUCCAAAUAUGCCCGACGAAAAGGAGAAUGCAGACAUUAGAUUUAGGGAUCGAGUGUUGGGAGAUCUGGCGGUAUUUAAGAACAAGUUGACGGAGAUUGAGGCUAACGGGAGAACCUCGAGCACGGAAGUUUGGCAUGAACCUCGGCCGGACAAACGGAAGAUUUAUGCACGAAUCCGAUGCAAUGUUAUCUCCGUGGGUGAAAUUGACACAGUUAAACAGCAGUUUGAUGCAGAGAUAUUCCUGGGAGUGAAAUACAAAGAACCACUUUUAAAGGGGCUCACCAGGGAGGACGUGGACUGGGAGAAGAUGUGGUCCCCCAGGAUCGUCUUUGCCAAUGCCGAGGAAAUACAGCUGAUGGAAUGCAAGCACCGAAUACUGGAGCAUUCGGAUGAGGUUGAUGGGAUACCCGAUGCGUAUGUGACGUACCGCAUGAGGGCGACCUUCAAGACUCUUAUGAACCUCGUUGACUUCCCAUCAGAUCUUCAGAGUUUAACAAUCAAGCUCAUGUCGGACUGGCCGGAGAGCGAUUUUGAAUUUGUCAAGGACAUGCACAUCAAAGACUCUAUUCGGCUUGACAUGUUCUCAGGUUGCCAUGAAUGGGAGUUAUGUCCUGUCGUAACGGCCUCCCCGAUAAAAGGAACGAAGCUUCAAACUGGAUCCCAUCGAGUCUACCCCAAGUAUCAUCUCACCAUGUAUGCCAAAAGGAAAAGCAUGUAUUACUUCUGGAAUGUUGCUCUAGUAUUGAUGUUGAUUGUUUGUCUGUCCUUUGCAUCCUUCGCCGUGAAUGCCGACCAGCCAGAGGACAGACUGAGCGUGACGUUAACCUUGCUUCUCACUGCCGUAGCUUUCAAGUACGUCGCUUCUCAAGCCUUGCCGCCGAUCUCGUACCUCACACUCCUGGACAAGUAUGUGAUAUUUUGCCUGGUGUUCCAGUGUUUAGGAGUGUGCCAGAAUGCGGUGGUGUCAGCCUUUACUACACCAGAGAGUAGAGCGCUGUUUGAUGCCAUCUCAGCCUAUGUCCUGGUCGGCCUUCUGGUCAUAGUCCACGCGGUUGCCGUAAUCUACCUCCUCAUUGUGAAGAGAAGAUCCAAUCAUGUUCUACACCAGGCAGUCAAGGACUAUGAGGAACUGAAUGCAAGAAUCAACAAAACUUGGGAAGCACGUAAAGUACAGAAACAAAAAGGUGAGAGGAAACAGAGAGGAGAAGGAGAGAGCAAGAGAGAGAAGAGACUGAAGAGGAACAAGGUGGAUGCAACGGAGGAAUAUCAGGAGUUACCCGACAAGGCAAGCACAGUCAGCUCAAGCUGAGGUGAGGAGCAAAGAUUUGGAAUUGCCAAGAACAGCUGUGUGGUUGCGAACGCCAAAGCGUUCCGGUUGUUAAGCAAAGCUAAUCCAAUUACGUACUUAGACGCUGUAACAGAGCAGUGAAAUUUGUGAACCCCAAAAAACAUGGCCAUUUGAACGUUGUGUUCUCAGAAAACAUGCUCAGUAUGAUUGAAACGUUAAAUUAUAAUGAAAGAAGAAAUUCUAAACUUCAUGUCAGUGAAAGAUCAUUACAAGGGAAAUAAACCCUGAAAGUUGCAAGAAGAUAUGGUCAAGAUUCCAACGGGAGAAACUUGUGUUCAAAGAUUUUGUCCGCCAAUGUGAACAUAUUAAUGUGUAACCUUUAGAAAUCGCCCCUCGCAACCACAUGGCCGAGAAAGGCCAGUUUGUGCUGAAUGCAAAUGCAGAGACAUGUCGAACCCAAUUUUAUUAGGAGUGACUCAGUUCAACACAAAUAGAUUUUGAUUUCAGACAGAUGAUCUUUAGGUAUUAACUUUCCCAAGACACUGAUGAAGUCACUCGGAACAACUUUAGCAGUUGAUCUUUCGAUGGCAUGUGCUUGUAGUCGCUCCUAGCUGUUUCAAAUGUCAAAUUUAAAGGUAAUAUACAACGUUUGCAAACAUCAAAAAACCAACUGUCAAAUAAGUAAAAAUACCUUACUUGACUGUAAGUGAAUAAUAGUCCCAAGCAUCCUGUGAAAUCAUGGCAC